Messenger RNA from Schistocerca piceifrons (Central American locust), 3338 nucleotides. Its product is annotated as synaptic vesicle glycoprotein 2B. Gene Ontology annotation, cellular component: membrane. The transcript is spliced from 13 exons. Gene Ontology annotation, molecular function: transmembrane transporter activity. Lineage: Eukaryota; Metazoa; Arthropoda; Insecta; Orthoptera; Acrididae. Gene Ontology annotation, biological process: transmembrane transport. The record is from RefSeq and is a predicted model, not a curated record. Bases 301 to 1950 code for a protein of 549 amino acids.
GCAGCGCCACAGCGGCGACGCGGCGACACUCAGUACUCAGUAGCGGGCCCGACAGCGCGCCGAACACACGCGACUCCACUCGACGCAGCGCGCAGCCAAUCACCUGACGAGACCGCCCGACGCUCCGUCCGCCACCGCCACCGCCCCCGCCCGCACAGACGACACCGACCGACGCAACGCCGGCGGCGCACACACGAACAUCCGACAGACGCCCUAGCGGGACGACGCCAGAUCCCGACGACAACAGUCACCUCUGCUGAAAGGGAGCACGCCGAGCACUGACCGCCAGCCCGGCCUAGAAUGGUAGAGACUGACCCGCCAAAGGACCACUCCAAUGAUGUGAAGGACGAUCGUGCAAACGGCUGCUCAAAAGAUAUUGAACUUGGAGGCCUGGGAACUAAGGCUGACCAAGAAAAGACAAAGAGCAGCACAGAGAAGGCAGACUUUGAGACAGCAAUAGAACUAACAGGUUACGGAAAGUUCCACUACCUCCUCCUGACAGUUUGCGGAUUUGUUAGCACUAGUGAGGAAAUGGAUGUCAUCUCCAUGUCUUUCAUUCUCCCAUCAGCACAAUGUGAUCUCAAUCUCAACACACAGACUAAAGGAUGGCUCAACAGCAUAAUAUUCAUAGGUAUGAUGGCUGGCGCUUAUGUAUGGGGAUCAGCAGCUGACUCACUGGGAAGGAAAAAAGUUCUCAUUGUCAUAUCUGUGAUGAAUGCGCUGUGUAUAGUUGCAUCAAGCUUCUGCCAAGACUAUAUAUUUUUCAUGCUGUUCCGGUUUCUCAAUGGUGCUGCACUGGGCGGAAGUGGACCUGUCAUUUGGUCUUACUUUGCAGAAUUUCAGCCCAAGGCUAAAAGAGGUUCUAUGCUUAGCUUCAUGGCAGCUUUCUGGACACUGGGAAACUUGUUCGUUGCAUGUCUCGCCUGGCUCAUUAUACCAUCCGGAAUAGGUUAUUACUCAACCUCAUUUACAUACAACUCGUGGCGCAUCUUUCUCCUCAUGUGUGCACUACCAAGUUUCAUUGUUGCUGUAUUGCUUGUCUUUCUGCCAGAGAGCCCCAAGUUUCUCAUAAUGAGAGGCAAGAAAGAUAAAGCACUCAACAUUUUCCAGCGCAUCUACCAGAUCAACACAGGGAAACCAGCUGAUACUUACCAGGUUAAAGAACUAAUUGUUGACCUUCCUAAAUACGAUCCAGAGAAGAGAAAGGAGAAAAAACUACUGGCAUGUUGGAAAGUUAGAGAGAUGCUUAGUGAUAUCAUGAGCAACAGCAAACAUUUGUUCAUGCCACCUAUAUUAAAAUUUACUCUCAUUUCAAUAACAAUAAACUUCACAUUCCAUAUAGGGUACUAUGGUCUCAUGAUGUGGUUUCCUGAACUCUUCAACCGCUUUGAUGAAUAUGGGCGCAUGCAUCCUGGACAGUCAGCAUCUGUGUGUGAAGUGACGGAUUUUGUAGUGAAGUAUGGUUCACAUUCAGAUGAGAAUGUAUGCAGUGAUAAAAUUGAGAGCCAAGUCUUCAUGGAAUCAUUGAUCACAGUUGCUUCUGCCAUACCCAGUAAUAUCAUUGCUGUUCUUGGCAUGGAUCAUUUGGGCCGUAAAUUCUUCCUAGUUUUCAGUACAUUCACAUCAGGCUUAUGUGCAGUUGGAAUGUACUUUGUAUACAAUUCCAAGCAAAACUUAGCAGUGUCUGCUGUGUUUAGUGGUGUUAUAAGCUGUGGAAAUGCAGCCCUUGACUGUCUCAUCACAGAAAUUUUUCCGACACACCUCAGAGCCACAGGUGUUGCUGUAUCUAUGGUGGCAGCUAGGUUAGGUGGAAUAAUAGGAAACAUUGUAAUUGCACAGCUGCUGGACCUAUACUGUCCGGCACCAACCUUCAUUGUUGCAUGCCUUCUAAUCGGAGGGGGGCUCCUGUGUCUACUUCUGCCAAACACAACAAGGGAACCUUUGUCUUGACACUUGCUUGCGAUGACAGAGCUUAUCAACUACUAUGUGCAUUUGCACAAACUUGCCAUAAAACUGAGAGACCAAUUUCAGCAUUAUUUGACUUGGAUACGGCAUUGCUUCUUUUACACCUUGAAGCAUGCAGCCAUUGUUAUAGUUCUCUCUACUUAACCACUCAUGCAGAGUUGACUGUUGGUAAUGAAACUGUAAAUACCAGAUAUUUUUCAAACAAAUGUAAAAUAUGUAGAUUUUAGAUGUAAUUUGUUAUGUUAAAGGAAAAAAUAUGUGGCUUGGUUUAGCUUUAACAUUAUACAUUUAUUUGCCAAAAGAUGGCAAUUUUUGAUUGACCAGGAUUAAAGGAUGAAAAUUCAAAACACUGUUACAAUAAAAAAAAACACACACACUUCUUUCUGUUUACAAUGCCUGUAAAUUUAUAUCAGUUAGAAAUAAGGUUCUGUGUCUGGUAGACAAUAAGCAUUAGCUAAUAAAAACAGAAAUUCCAAAUGCUCAGGGAAACACUAAAUUUCUCUGUUAUGACAUUUUAACCAAACAGGAGGAUACUACAUUAGAAUAUUGAACACAAAAACAUAUCAUUAUUGCUACUUUCUGUACACACUAUGAUUGUGGAUUGUCUGUACAAAGACUUCUGUAGAAUAAGUAGGAAUAAAUAUUAUUUAUGAUGACAAGUGCAAAAUGUAAAAUCAUGCUCCUCUACAGUGUUGUUUGUAAAUGUUUCACUGCACAGCUACAGUAUUUCUUCCAGAACAUUUUGCAACUCUGUUUCCCCUGUUAAUAACUUCACAAUAUUAGACUAUAAAAUUUAUAGAAAAUAUACCAAAAUUGUUAAGUUUGUAAGUGAAAACAAGUAACUAUUUGUUAUGCCGCUGUGUAAAAUGUAUAUAUUUAUUGUUCGAAAGAAGUGCUGUAAAUAAGUAUAUUACUCCCCAAAAGGUGCUUAGUCAACUGUGAUAAGAUAAAUCUCCAACUUUUUGUAUCUUUCUGUUGUACCAUUUGUUUUCCAAGAGUAUAAUCUAGAUUUUUGUUUGAAUCAAUGUCAUGAAUCAGAUAGAUAUCCAGUUUUAUCUAUUUGAAUACUUUGACUAAUCAGUCCUGUUUUUAAGACUGUGCAAAUUACUACAUAUUAUCAUUCAAUGGCAGCUUUUUAAUUUGAACACUGGUCUGUUAAAAAAAGAAAUAUUGCUAACAAAGUUCAACUCAAUCAUAAACUAGUCAUUUUACAUUAAGUAACUAAUAUCUAUGGAGUGCAUGUGUUAUGAAUUUCUGUGAAUCAUGUUUCCUAAAAUAGUGUUAUAAAAAGACUAUGCACAUUUUGAGUAUUGUAUAUAGCUUGUAAACUGAAUGUAGUAAUAUAAGAAAAUGACUUGCAGUAACCACAAUAG